Ricinus communis (castor bean) is the source of this 2989-nucleotide messenger RNA. RefSeq lists its product as uncharacterized. NCBI's taxonomy places the organism in Eukaryota, Viridiplantae, Streptophyta, Magnoliopsida, Malpighiales, Euphorbiaceae. The record is from RefSeq and is a predicted model, not a curated record. The transcript is spliced from 3 exons. The coding region runs from base 572 to 1972 and encodes 466 amino acids.
CCUCGGAUCACCGAACACAACCCCUAAAUUUCCUAUAAAUCAUUUCCUGACUUUACCCAUUUCUUCGAUCCGCAUUCUUCAAAAUUAUUUCUCUCAAAUUCUUUAGAUAUCCAUUUCCUUUCUUCAAAUCGAUUCGCUUUUUGUUCAAUUCGCUUUUUCCUCUAUUUAUUGAUCAUAGUUUCAUCACUUGCCGGAGAUUCGAUUCAUUUCUAGGGUUAGGGUUUUUGUAGAUCUAUUACAAUUUGAUAUUACAAAGAGCGGUUUUCUUAGAUCUUCAAAUCUAAGCUUGUAUAUUAGCUUUUUAUGGUGUUAAUUUUUCUGGGUCAGGUUAAUUUUUUAAGUAAUUCUUUGAAAUUUUGAGAGUUUUCGUUCCUUUUUUUACAUAUAUAUUUUCGAUUUGUAAACACGAAAUUAAAAAAAAUUGAUAUUGAUUUUUCUGUAAAUUGAACGAAAAAUCCAGGAUCUAUUAUUCGAUUUUGUAAUUUGAAUUGACGAACUUUGUUCCAAUUUAUCGUCUUGUCAAUCCAAUUGAUAUUAUCGAUUUGCACCGGCGUGUCUCUAGAGAAAAAAAAUGAUCCACAAACGGCCUUUUGUUGAUGAUGAUUCUUAUGUGGUCGCUCGUAAGCACUCUAAACAUCUAGAACACAUUGAUCAGCUUACUCCAAUUCUCCCACUUGAUGAUGCUUACUCAAAACCUAUGAUUCCAGACGGUGAGGACAGUUUUAAUAAGUGUCAAGAUUUUGGGAGGUCUGGAAGUGAUCCAGUCAUAUCAGUUUCAAAUGAGGGCAACAACCUUGAAAAUGGUGCCUCUGGCUCUUUCCCUCAUUUCUUAUGGAUCAACAAUGGUAUUCUCGAGGCAGAUAAUCUCUCACUGUUCCCAGAAUAUUUCGAUCAUGGACACCAAUUAAGGGCUUUAUUUCAACCUGAUGAGGCAUUUUCAUGUCUUGACUAUCCUUUUCGGAAGCCAGUUUCUAUUGGGCCUGAGCAUCAAGUUUUUGUACCAGAUUGGGAGGGGGUUUCAAAUACCUCUUCUAAUCAGUUAGAUAAGUCUAAUCCUAAGGUUGCCCUUGCACAAUCAUCCAGCUCUAGCAUUAUAGUUGAUGAUGGUUAUGAGGAGAGGCUGAUGGGCACUUGUAUUAUUCCUUUGCCGGAACAGGAAGUACCUGCAAGCCAUAGUUCUGAAAGCACCAUAACUAACUGUAGCUGCCUUGAGCAGGGGUCUAUUGAUUGUGUGAAAAAACAUAUCAUGGAAGCUAGGCUGAAACUUAGGGAGAACCUUGGGAAGGAUAUCUUUGAGGGGCUGGGUUUCUAUGAUAUGGGGGAAUGUGUUGCAAAGAACUGGACUGAAGAGGAAGAGCAAAUUUUUCAUGACAUAGUUCUAGCAAACCCGGCAUCACUGGGUAGAAACUUCUGGGACCAUCUGUCAGUAGCAUUGCCUUCACGAACAAAAAGAGAGCUCGUCAGUUAUUAUUUUAAUGUUUUCAUGCUUCGGAAGCGUUUCGAGCAGAAUAGGUUUGAUCCAGUAAACAUCGACAGUGAUAAUGACGAGUGGCAAACAAGUGAUGCUGGAGUGGCAGAGGAAGAUGAAGAUUCUGCAGUGGAAUCUCUAAACGGACGAGAAGCCACUGCUUACUAUGAAGAUCAUGUUGAUGACUGCAAUGAACAUGUUGAGGAUGAGGAUGAAAUCGGUGCUUCCAAAGAGAGUGCUGAUGAUGAUACUCAGAGAGUUGCAACGGACGAGGAGUAUGAGGGAGACUUAGAUGAUGUUUCAGCAGCGCAUGUUGGUGUUUCCACUGUUGGUUGUGUCCGCGAUAAAGGCUUCAAGCUUUUUAAAGGGAUUUCCUGCAGCAAUGGAAAUGAUUGUGAUAUUGAAGAUGACUCAUGCACAUCAUAUGAGUAUCAGCGAGAAACUAUAGACUGUGGUGGUGCACUUGAUAUAGAAACAGAUGGAAGACACUCCAGUCAAGAGUGAUACUCAGGGAGCACACUGUUAAUGGCUGCAAAGAGGAUGCUGGGAAUAUGAACCCCCUGCAGUUGACGCUUGGACACUACCAUGGUACGCGAAGGAAGGAUUCCUGUUACCAUCAGAAGCUUGAAUAAAGAGGCUUGCCUAGAAAAGGAUGGACAUGGCGUUUGAUGGAGUAGUGUGAUGUCAAUUAUAGUGGAGAUGUGUGAUUGUUAUCAUACGAUUUCUUGAGUUGAAAUUGGUAGGCAGGCAUCAAAUCUCAAGGCCUUUUUGGGAUUCAGUUGGGAUGGUUGAUUUCCAUGGAUGGGCCAAAGGAACUCUCAUGGGAAUGGCCAAGCUGGCAGUUGCAAAUCUGUGUAGCAUGACUUUCCUGUUUCCUCUGUUUAGACGAGGCUCGUGGAAGUAGUAGCUACGAAGUGAUUAGCCCACUGUGAGAAAGCUAGAGGAUGCAAUGGAGUUGGGUCCCAAAUAUUAUGGGUGCAUUAGCUCUUAAAAUGGUCUUAUUGUUAUUCAUUAUUAUCUCAAUAGAAAUGUGGUUUGUCUAUCAGUCAGUAUUGAUUGUGUUUCUUGGCCUUACUAUGGUAUGAAAUUGCUUUCGUGGUUGUACUGGUAUCAAUUUCAGCAAAAGAUGACAAAUUGUCAGGGGGCAACGGAGCAAGGAUGGGGCAUUGCCAUGAGUUCUGUCUAACUUCUUUGUGUUGAUGUGUCUUCCUAUUCUUUACCUAGUGACUUGGCAAGCAGAGGGUCUGGACUCUAAUUCGGUUUCCUGUUAGCAUAAAUACAUACUUGAAACGCACCUGUAGGGGCAUGGACAUGGACGAUGAUUAAACAGAAGUGAACUAGGAUAAAAUGCCAUACAAGUACAGCCGCAAAGCAUUUCCUUCUCUAUAUGAUAGACUGCAACUCAUAGCUUCUUCGAGAAUUAAGUAAAUGUCCUCAGUAGAAAUAGGCUUAAACAGUAAUUUUCCACUUGGACUUUGUUUCUCUUUUGUCAAUCUACUUAGAAAUUAACUUUCUGGUCCA